CUGAAGCCAAAUGAACCAUAGGGGCCCGCAGGGACUCUGAGACCAGUCUGAGAGCACCCAGGGGAUAAAGCAGCCAAGAAUAGCAACAGGAUCAGAACAACUGAAUGUUGAAGUCUUCAGCAUACAGCAGAAACAGAGCAGUAAGUGAAGGCAGCCCCCUUGUUUGAGCUGAGGAUGUCUCUGAUGAUGUUGGCACUUGUCUUGGCCGUGGUCUUCAUGGGCCCCUCCCCUAACAUGGCAGCCCCUACAGGUCUGACGAAUGAUGACGCUUUUGACCUUGAAAAUUACAUCCUGAACAGUGAGAUGGACUGGGAGAACCAAGAUGUCAACAUUUACGGAGACAGUUAUGAUUAUGAUGACUUGGACCAAGAGAUUGAGGUGGGCACCGUAGCUCCAGACCCCCCCUCUGCAGCAAGCCUGCCCACAGCUGACUACCAUGCGGAGGAGCUGACCCUGCCUCCAGCUCCCGUCACUCUGGACUUCAAGGGACCGGGUCUCUUUGGCCCUGAUACUGGCCUUGGUAUGCCUACCUGCUUGCUGUGUGUGUGUAUUGGUGGGAGUGUGUACUGUGAUGACAUUGGCCUGGAUCAGAUCCCACUCCUUCCCAAAAGCACCACCCAUUUUUAUGGCCGCUUCAACAACAUUCGACAUGUGAAGAACACAGACUUUAACUACCUCAAUCAACUCCAGUCCAUUGAUCUGACAGGGAACCAGAUUUCAGGGAUGGAUGAGGAUGUGUUUCGCUCUCUGCCACAGCUCCACCAGUUACUGCUGGUUGAUAACAACCUGCAGGCACUGCCUGAGCUGCCAGUCACCAUGAAACACAUCGAUCUACGCAACAACAGGCUGAUCAGUAACGGGGUACAUUCUGAGGGAUUCAAGGACAUGAGCCAGCUGGAGUUCCUCUAUCUGUCGGACAAUAAACUGGAUUACAUUCCUGUACCGCUGCCCCUGGGUUUGAGAGUUUUACACCUGCAGAAUAACAACAUCCAGACCCUGCAGGAGGACACCUUCUGUAACAGCCACGACCGAAACUUCAUCCGCCGUAAGCUGGAGGAUAUCCGCCUGGAUGGCAACCCCCUGAACAUCCAGCUGUUUCCCCAGGCCUACAUCUGCCUGCCCCGCUUGCCUGUAGGGAGCCACUGAGAGAUGGAGAGGCCAGGAGGUCGAGGACAGAAGGGAUGGAGGCCAUAGAUACGGUUAUGGGGUUGGAAAAUGUGAGGUUACUCAGAUAAACUCUUAUUAGUCAUGUCAUAGUUAAAAUAAUGUUCUUGGAUAUAUUUUAUUCUGUGUCCCAACUUUUCAACACACACACACACACACACACACGUCUGUAUUUUCAAAGUUAGCUGCGAGUGUUCGUGUUCCAGCACCAGAAGACCUGUGGAAACUGUACCGCUGUUGAAAUACUGUGAUAGUGUCAAAUGACUGGAAUAAUUAUAAAUAUUACAAAUAAU
This is a messenger RNA of Eleginops maclovinus (Patagonian blennie), 1457 nucleotides long. It is a transcript of the gene optc, whose product is annotated as opticin. The record is from RefSeq and is a predicted model, not a curated record. Gene Ontology annotation, biological process: articular cartilage development; bone development. Gene Ontology annotation, cellular component: extracellular matrix. Gene Ontology annotation, molecular function: protein binding. The coding region runs from base 175 to 1146 and encodes 323 amino acids. Lineage: Eukaryota; Metazoa; Chordata; Actinopteri; Perciformes; Eleginopidae. The transcript has 7 exons.